This is a messenger RNA of Patella vulgata (common limpet), 1941 nucleotides long. RefSeq lists its product as uncharacterized. The record is from RefSeq and is a predicted model, not a curated record. Lineage: Eukaryota; Metazoa; Mollusca; Gastropoda; Patellidae. The transcript has 5 exons. The coding region runs from base 1 to 903 and encodes 300 amino acids.
AUGAAGGACAUGUUUGUCGUCUUCGUACUGUUUUCUAUCAUUGGUUUCUAUCCUAACUCAGUGCUUUGUUGUAAUAAUACAGUAUUAGAGGUGAAAGUUGCAGGUGAAGUCAAAAUAACAUUUGACUUAGAUGCCACUGAUAAUUUGAUUCAAAUUAAACAUGGAAAGAGUAUAUUAGUUACUGGAGCGAAUGGAAGCUUUGACAAACUCAACAAUACAAGAUUUCAGAUCGCAGAAAACAACAAUGACAGAUUUAGUUUUACGAUAAGGAAUGUGGGUACAAAUGAUCUUGGACCAUAUUGUCUAGAGCAAAAAAGUACAGUAAGAUGCUGCACCAACCUGACAAUAGAUAACAACACUCAAACUGUCACCAAGUCUUCGGAGCCUUCACCAACGUCAAAGUCACCUGUGAAGAAUAAAAAUGAUAGUAAGACAACAAGACCUAGUGAUGGUAACACUGGUAGAAAUCAAACAAGAUCUGGUGAUAGUAAGAGCGGGAGUAUGCCAGUAAGGCCUGUUGGUGGUAGCAAUGGUAAUAAGCCAAUAGUUCCUGGUGAUGGUAACAGUGGUAGUAAGCAAACAGGUUCUGGUGAUGGUAAGGGUGGUAGUAUGCAAACAGGUUCUGGUGAUGGUAAGGGUGGUAGUAAGCAAACAGGUUCUGGUGAUGGUAAGGGUGGUAGUAUGCAAACAGGUUCUGGUGAUGGUAAGGGUGGUAGUAUGCAAACAGGUUCUGGUGAUGGUAAGGGUGGUAGUAAGCAAACAGGCUCUGGUGAUGGUAACAGUGGUAUUAUACCAGGUGUGGUGAUUAUGAUGUUGACAGUCAUAAUAGUGAUCAUAUCUAUCGUCUUCUACAAGAAAUAUAAAUGUAGAGGAACUGAUUUACUCCGAUUUGUCAUUGAGUGAAGCUAGUGCUAUAAUACACAGUAAAAGAGAGAGUGUGGAGUAUGGUGAGAUAGAUUUUACAAAUGUUCAGUACGAUACUGAUGAUAGUUCUGAAUCUGAAUAAGUGGGAAAUACGUUAUUUCCCGAUUUUAUUAUUUUUUUGUAUAUGACAAUAUCAAAGGCGGAAAGUUGGAAAUGUUAAAGAUGCAUUAUGUAAGAUUUAGAUAAAGAGCUUACCUCUCUUGUUUUAAUAGUUCAUAAACAGAUAAUGAAAAAUGAAUAUAUUGAAAAUAUCAUUCAACCUACUUUAUUCUGGACGAAGUUAUAACUAGUUGAAGAUGAAGCGAGUAUCAUUUAUUAUCGUAGCAACUGAACUUGACAACCGAGUUUCGAUUAUCCAACUGAUCAUUAAAUUUCUAAUAUCUCCGCUCCAAUAGUCUAGUGAGUUGAUUACAGGCUUGCCAUGUUAAUGAAUACCUAAAUUAUCAUUUAUGCAAGAUUUGAAGUCAGACAGAAAAAAAACCCUGCACUAGACAGAUUUAGCUCUUACAUAAUGCACAGUGAGCUAGUUCAAAAGUCAAACACAUGCAUGCAGUGUUCCAAUGUAAAGAUGUUUGCUAUUAUCUUGUUAGCUUAUCUUGUAUGAAAGAGAAACCAAUUCAAACUUUGAAAUUACCCGAUUUAAAUAAUUUUUAUUGUUUAAAUACAAUUAUUUUAAAUUUAACCUUAGUUCUGGCAUGUUGGGGUUUCCGAUCUAAUGUGAUGGCUUUAGGACAAUGUUGAUGAGUUUAGUCUCAAAUAGUAUUUUAAAAUCCAACCUGGGUUUUUUUUAUAAUAUAGUUUUAAAUAUUAUUUGUUUCAUGAUAUAUUAACUUUUAUUUUAAUUGUCAAUUAUUAAUUUUUUACAAUUAUUUUACCAUAGUGAACUAAUGUGAUAAUAAUUAUUAAUAUAUUUUGUUUUUUGUUGUUUAAACUUAUACAGCCUUCUUCAGAAAUGUCAAAUAUUGCUCACUAUUAUCAAUAAAGUUUAUCCGCUAGCUUUCCGGUGGAUUCGCUGUA